GCCAAGUAGAUGUGGGAGUUUCUGUGUCUGGCUGGAAGCUCGAUGGAGUCUAGGUGGGCUGUAGGAGGAGGCGCUCGCCAGGCCAGCAAGAGACCUGGAUCUAGUAGGAUCCCAUGCAGGAACUUUGCCCGUGGAGCCUGCAGAUGGGGUCAGAACUGCCGAUUCUCCCAUGAUAGGAAAUCUACCCAGAUCUGCAGGUAUUUCCAGAAUGGAUUCUGUGGCUAUGGAGACCGUUGCAGCUACCAGCAUAUUUCAGAAGCCCCAGCCUUGAGCAGGUGUCGUAUAGAGUCUGCCCACCACGGGCUGGAAGGAAGUGGAUUGUCGCUGAACCGCCGGGGGUCAGAGCCAGCCAUCUUGCCAGAGGCUUCAGUCAGGAGCUGGGGAGGGUCUCGGCGUGAGUCUGAGCCAGCGGUCUUGAGCAUGGGGCAGCUGCAAACAAACUUUGAAAGCAUGAGCAUGUCAUUUGACGAGGAAGAUGAAGACAAGGAAAAAGCCUUCACUCCUUGGCAUCCACCAAACUGGGCUCUCAGCAAAGAAUUUGUCCCUAGGGAGACCACUGCAGAUUCUAGUUCCCAGGAACAGAAAAUUGAUACCACAUCCCUGAAGUCAGAAAGUGAAUCUACCAAGGAGACUGCUUCUGCUUCUCUUCUCUCAGAAGAGUCAAAGGCAACUGGUAGUUUGCAAGCAGCAACAGAAGCUGCAGUGGCACAGAGCAAGGAUGUGGUAUGUGGCAUCUGCAUGGACAAAAUCUCUCAGAAACCCUUGCCCGAGGAACGUCUGUUUGGCAUUCUUCCCAACUGUACCCAUGCCUAUUGUGUGGGCUGCAUCCGGAAGUGGCGGAAAAGCCGAGACUUUCACAGUACGGUGAUAAAAGGUUGCCCAGAGUGCAGAGUCACUUCAACUUACUUUAUUCCCAACAAAUACUGGGUUUUUGAUACAGAAGAGAAGGAAAAACUGAUUGAGACUUUCAAGGCACGGACUAGCAAAAUACGAUGCAAAUUCUUUGUCCGAAGCAAUGGUCACUGCCCCUUUAAAUCAGAAUGUAUCUAUCUACAUGAACUUCCUGGUGCACAGCUUCCCUCUGCAAGGCUGCGACAGAGACCUGAAAGGCGGAAGCGGCGACCCUUUGUCUAUAAUCCAUCUCCAUCUGAGAGCUCUGAAGAGGAUGACGACGAUAUGUGCCUUGUCCAAUGGGCUCUUACCUUUGCGCUGUUGCACAGAGAUACAGACUUUGACUUUUCAGACUUUCUCUGGGAUUCAAGUGAUUCUUCUGACUAGAUGAUGAUAUCUUCUUCAGAGGCCAUGUGUAGCUGGCUCCAGGAACAGUGUUAAUGAAAUGUAAAGUGUUGCCUUGGAGGAUGGGUGUGGGAUGAAAGAUGUCUUUAUUGUAAUAAGCUUAAUGGUUUUUAGUUUUACGUCAGAUGUAUUACAGUAUUUUGACUGGAACUCAUAAGCUGGGAGAACAUAAUGCAAGGACUUGUUCUGUAUUGGGGAAGCCCCUCUAAUCCACCAGGCAAGAUUUUGCUAUCACCACUGUCAGCACAUGAUGUACAUCUCACCAAUUGCACUGCUGUUGCCCUGUCCCUUCCUUGCCUUAAUUGUUGCAUUUUCUGCAUUCCCUCCCACCCUUACAGCUGAUCACAUAUUGGAUUUCCCAAUAUGGCAUCUAUAAUAACCUCUCAACAGUGUUUUUUGGGAGGAUGCUGGGAUCUUCCGAUUUUGCGUGUAUUCUGAAGAGGUUGAGUGAUCACCUGUGUUCAUGCUGCUGCUUAUUUGUUUCCUCAGGAAAGCUGGUUUGCUGAGCAGUGCUAUUUACAGUAGGCAGCACCUGCAACUCGCUAUUGUAUAGCAGUGCUGCUGGGUGUCUAUAGUAGGCCUAAUUUGGGGAGGGGUAUGGGGGGAAGUAUAAGUCUUGAAUUUUUAGUAUUGGUGCAGUGAUCAAUUAGCAGCGGAGGCUUAGAACAUUGUAGUUUAAAUCCUUAUGAUAAGGGAUCAGUAAGCCCCCAUACAUAUUUUUUAAUUCCAGAAAUACCUGGAGAACAUGAAAUAAAAAGAUAACCAUGCAAAUGUUGUUGUUCUUA
Python bivittatus (Burmese python) is the source of this 2081-nucleotide messenger RNA. RefSeq names its product putative E3 ubiquitin-protein ligase makorin-1. Lineage: Eukaryota; Metazoa; Chordata; Lepidosauria; Squamata; Pythonidae. Gene Ontology annotation, molecular function: ubiquitin protein ligase activity; metal ion binding. Gene Ontology annotation, biological process: protein polyubiquitination. The record is from RefSeq and is a predicted model, not a curated record.